This is a messenger RNA of Aspergillus terreus NIH2624, 2526 nucleotides long. RefSeq names its product WD40 repeat and Utp12 domain-containing protein. The transcript is spliced from 2 exons. Gene Ontology annotation, biological process: maturation of SSU-rRNA from tricistronic rRNA transcript (SSU-rRNA, 5.8S rRNA, LSU-rRNA). Gene Ontology annotation, cellular component: nucleolus. The record is from RefSeq and is a predicted model, not a curated record. Bases 1 to 2526 code for a protein of 841 amino acids. NCBI's taxonomy places the organism in Eukaryota, Fungi, Ascomycota, Eurotiomycetes, Eurotiales, Aspergillaceae. Gene Ontology annotation, molecular function: protein binding.
AUGGGCAAGAAAACGUCUCGGCCGCCCGCUUCGAAAACCUCCGCUGCGUCGCCUUCGGCGUCUGGCGUCACGUCUACGGGGAACAAGUCGUCGAUCCUGAAGGCAUCAUUCGCCCCUUCGGACUAUCAAUUGGCGCUGUUUGCGUCAGUCAUCCAAGGUCUCGACGGCCAGCACCUCCGAAUCCACGACACGAACACCGGCCGAUUACAAUGUGAACAUGUCCUCGGCCCCAAAGAGACCGUGACGUCUCUGGACUGGGGUUACUACCCGGGUAGACAGAAGGAUCGCGAUCAGCAGGCAAAGAAGAAGCGGAAGCGCCAUUCCAAUGUGAAUGGUACGAGCGAUGGAUUCGACCAGGGAGAUGUCGUCGUUGCUUUCGGUACCAGCGCUUCCGACAUCCGCAUGUACUCGCCCGCCGAAGACAAGAUCAUUGGAACCCUCGCAGGUGGCCAUGACAAGGGCAUCAAGGAUUUCAAGUUUACUUUGAACCGACCGGGUCAAGAAGGAUGGAGUAUCGGCGGUGAUAACAAGCUUGUGCAAUGGGAUCUACAUACCGGAAAGAGCACAAGGAUCAUCAACCUCCCCUCGACCGCAUCGUUCACGAGCCUCGCUCGUCCUCUUCCUUCCAAACCCCCGGUCCUCUGCGCAUCUCAAACGCCAUACAUAAUCAGCACUGAGGAUGGCGAGGCUCCGCUUUCUUUCCCUGCGAUGCGCAACCCAGUCCAUACUCUUCUCACGUCAUCUACGGAGUCCUUCUCGACGGGGCUCUUCCUGGCGUCCGAUAAUGACCGUUAUAUCAAUGUCUUUGAUUCCCAAACUCAGAAGCUCGUGAUGAACCUCGUGGCUGAUAAGGAAAUCUCUUCCCUGUCGUUGUAUUCUGGACAUGCGGGUCAGCCCAAUACGUUGGAGAAGCAGGUCCUUGCUGUCGUGACCGGUGACGGUACCGUCGAGCUGUUUACCAGACCGUUUGUCCAGCCCGCCAAGAACACCACUAGCCUCAAGGCGCGAGGCAAACAAAUGACCCGGAGAGCAGAGUCAUCCAUCCAGGUCAUCCAAUCCGAUGAAUCCGAUGCGCUUGUGUCAGUGGUAGCUACGUCCUUUCAGGGUCCCGACUUGUUGAUCGCCUGGGCCGAAGGAGGUGUCAUUCCGGUUUUCGAGCGCGUCCGGCUGCUCAAUGACGAUACCGACGAACUGGCAUUCAGUGGUACAAAGAAGAUCCCCAAGACCAAGUCUAGCUCGGUCCUCGCAUCAGCAACAACAAAUAAGACGAGAAACGCGGUGGAAAGCCGGGUUGACGAGACCAGAGUCGUUGCGGAGCAGGGCAAUUUGGUGGAUGAUGAUGAUGUCGAGAUGCAGGAUUCGAAGCAAGACGCCUCCGAUAGCGAUGAUGACAACGAAUCGGAGGACGAACAACCGAAGAAGGCGACAGAGGCCAAGGAAUCCAAGCAAAAGGAAGCCGACAGCGAUAUCGAAAUGGACAAUGCGGCGGAAUCUGAUGCGGAGGAGGAAGAAGAAGAAACCGGGGAGCCGUCUUUUGGCGAGCUUCUGCGGGCUCACUCGUCGAAGGAGGUUGACGUCGAAGCAGAGCUGGAGGAUGACACUCGCCUGGGUGCCCUCGUCCCCGGUAAGCCCAACGCAGCGGUUCAGCAGAUUCCUUCCGGGGUUUCGCUUUCCACCGUCCUCACUCAGUCGCUCAAGACCAACGACAAUGCCAUGCUGGAGUCGUGCUUCCAAACGGGCGAUCUCUCCAUGAUCCGGACGACCAUCCAACGCCUGGACUCUUCUCUCGCCGCCACUCUCCUCCAGAAACUCUCCGAGCGCCUGUCCUCCCGGCCCGGUCGGUACGGUCACCUCCUCGUGUGGGUACAGUGGACCUGCGUCGCCCACGGUGGAGCCCUCGCGGGCAAGCGGGAACUUCUGAAGCGCAUGGCGACCUUGUUCAAGGUCAUGGAUCAGCGCUCGUCGAGUCUGCCCUCCUUGCUCCUGCUCAAGGGUAAGCUCGACAUGCUGGAUGCCCAGCUCGGACUGCGGGAGUCGAUCAACAGCCACGCAGAGGGCGUCGAAAGCGAGGACGAGGAGAACGUGAUCUAUGUCGAGGGACAGGAGGACCUGGAGGACGAGGACAGCGAUGCAGACACAGCGAAACACACGGCCACGCCGCGGACCAAGCUGAUUCGCGACCAGACCUUCGACGAGGACGAGUCGAUGAUGAACGGCGUACAGUCUGGCGCCGACGAAUCCGACGAGGACGAGGAGGGCAGCGAUGAGGAGGAGGAAGAGAACGAGGACGUGUUCGACGUCGAGGCAGAGGAGUCGGCCGGUUCUUCCGACGCGGAAGAGUCGCCCGACGAAGAUGCAGAUGAGGACGAGGACGAGGACGCUGAGAGCGUGGGCUCGCUGGCGGAUUUCGUCGCCGACACCGAAGACGAGGAAUCGGGAGAUGAAGAACCUGCUUCCCAGCCACCAUCCAAGAAGGCCAAGUUGGGUGGUGGUGGAGGAAAGGGGAAGAACAAGGCCAGAAAAUAG